Molecule: messenger RNA, 2608 nt
Organism: Megalops cyprinoides (Indo-Pacific tarpon)
Lineage: Eukaryota; Metazoa; Chordata; Actinopteri; Elopiformes; Megalopidae
Gene: kcnb2
Product: potassium voltage-gated channel subfamily B member 2
Exons: 2
Coding region: 35-2608 (857 amino acids)
Biological process (GO): potassium ion transmembrane transport; protein homooligomerization
Cellular component (GO): membrane; voltage-gated potassium channel complex
Molecular function (GO): delayed rectifier potassium channel activity; protein binding
Source: RefSeq, a predicted model, not a curated record
UCCGGGGUAAGCGUCACAUCUUUAGCCACUGGUCAUGGCUGAGAAGGCUGGCUCUGCAGCGCCGAAGAGCAACACUCGGCCCGGGGCCUCUCUUCCGCCAGAACCCAUUGAGAUCAUUCGGACCAAGGCCCGAUCCAGAAGGGUCCGCAUCAAUGUCGGAGGACUCAACCACGAGGUCCUGUGGAGGACCUUGGACAGGCUCCCUCGGACCAGGCUAGGCAAGCUCAGAGACUGCAACACCCACGAGUCCUUAAUGGAGGUUUGUGAUGACUACAGCCUGAACGAAAACGAGUACUUCUUCGACAGGCACCCGGGCGCGUUCACCUCCAUUUUAAAUUUCUACCGAACAGGAAAGCUGCACAUGAUGGAAGAGAUGUGCGCCCUUUCUUUUGGUCAAGAGCUUGACUAUUGGGGCAUUGACGAGAUCUAUCUGGAAUCGUGCUGCCAGGCCCGUUAUCACCAGAAGAAAGAGCAGAUGAAUGAGGAGCUGAGGAGGGAGGCGGAGACUCUGAGGGAGAGGGAGGGGGAGGGGGAGUUUGAUAACACCUGCUGCCCAGACAAGAGGAAGAAGCUGUGGGACCUGCUAGAAAAGCCCAGCUCCUCUGUUGCUGCCAAGGUCUUGGCCAUCAUAUCCAUCCUAUUCAUCGUACUGUCAACAAUUGCAUUGUCACUGAACACUUUGCCUGAACUACAAGUGAUAGAUGAAUUUGGCCAGGCUAAUGACAAUCCCCAGCUAGCACACGUGGAAGCUGUGUGCAUUGCCUGGUUCACAAUGGAGUACCUCCUGCGCUUCCUGUCCUCACCCAACAAGUGGAAGUUCUUCAAAGGGCCACUGAAUGUCAUUGACCUGUUGGCCAUAUUGCCGUACUAUGUCACCAUAUUCUUGACUGAGUCAAACAAGAGCGUUCUGCAGUUCCAGAACGUUAGGCGAGUGGUCCAGAUAUUCCGUAUCAUGAGAAUAUUGAGGAUUCUCAAACUGGCCAGACAUUCCACGGGAUUGCAAUCUCUUGGGUUUACACUCAGGAGGAGCUACAAUGAACUCGGCCUGCUAAUAUUGUUCCUUGCCAUGGGGAUCAUGAUAUUCUCAAGCUUGGUAUUUUUCGCAGAAAAAGAUGAGGAUGCCACAAAAUUUACCAGCAUUCCUGCGUCUUUCUGGUGGGCCACCAUCACUAUGACAACAGUAGGCUAUGGUGAUAUUUAUCCACAAACACUGCUUGGCAAAAUAGUUGGUGGACUUUGCUGCAUUGCAGGGGUGUUAGUCAUCGCCUUGCCUAUUCCCAUCAUUGUGAACAACUUCUCUGAGUUCUACAAGGAGCAGAAGCGACAGGAGAAAGCCAUCAAGAGAAGAGAGGCCUUGGAGCGUGCAAAGAGGAACGGGAGCAUCGUGUCCAUGAAUCUGAAAGAUGCAUUUGCUCGGAGCAUGGAACUAAUGGAUGUUGUGGUGGACAAAGGAGAAGAUAAACGCUCGCUGGACAACCACCUUUCUCCAGCCCGUUGGGGUGUGCCCACACGCACAUUGUCUGACGCCAGCUUAAAGUCCUUUGAGAAAAAAUACCAGGAAGUGGUUCGGCAGGGUUCUCAAGAACGCAUCGGCAAUCCCAGUGCCAGCCCACAGCACCUGAAUGCCCAGAAACUGGAGGAAAUGUACAACCAGAUGACUAAAUCUCAAUCCUUCACUAAUCUCAAUACAACAGGAGUACAGUCUGAACCGAUGCCAAGGCAGGAAGUAGAGCUGGAGAUGAAGGUGGUGUCGCAGGCCUCCGAGCCCCAGCCAAACGUAAGAAGCACGUCUAGCAUUGACAGCUUCGCAAGCUGUGUGAAUGAUUUCACCGAAGCCGCACAGGCUGCGUCCGGACAGGGGAGACACCCGCGGGCUCCUCCUCCUCUCAACCUCAGCCAGCUGGGCCCUUCAGCGGAGGUGCCAGAGGAGAACGAGAGCCAAGACGGCACCCUUGAAGGAGGCCUGUUGGAGAUGGGCACCUACAAUCCAGGUAGUGAGGAAUGCUGGCCCAGGGGGGAAACUCAAAGUUUCAGCCAGGCGGUGGAAAACAUCAGGGGCUCCCUGAGGGGAAACAACACAGAGAGGUUAAAGAGUCUCCAAGUCAAUUUCAUUGAAACCCUUGAUGAGGCUCCACCAACGCCCCCCAGCACCUCCAGCCCCCUGACAGCCUCCUCCCCAGAGCACAUCAGCACCACUCUAAUGGAGGACGACUCCCCCCAGGGUGAGCCCCCUUUCCUGAGUCCCGAUUCAGACACACCUGGGAGAGACCCUCGGGAAGACCCACUGCAGUCUCCUGACGAAGACGCUGCAGACAGUGGGGAAGGAGCCCAGAUUUCAGAGGGACAAGCUGAGGAAGAGGUGCAGUGUUCUUCCGAAGAAAACAACAAGGUGAAGAAUCACACGGAGGACGCUGAUGCGGCCACAGGUCCCUCCUCGCCGAAGCCUGCCGCCCACAACUGCACCCAAGGUGCGGUCAGUGCUGUCGCAGAAGGAAAAUCCGACAGUAACCAAAGUGGACACAAAGUGGAAAACCACAUGUUUACACCUGAGAUCCACAUACGGCCAGGGGAUGGCAGCUUAUCCCCCACAUGUGAAACCAGCAUGUGA